AUGUCGGGUAAAAACUUCCAGGGACUGAAGGAACAGGCUGAAGGUGCAGCAAAAGAUGCUGCAAACGCAUUGGGACAGGCUACUCAGGACGCAGUCAACCAGAUUACAGAUGCAAGCCAGAAAGCUAUUGACAAGGCUUCCAAGACAGUGCAAGAUGGGGUAGAAAAAGCAACCGGACAAGCUGCAGAAGCAAUGUCUGGCCUUGGGAAAAAAUGUGGACUUAAGAAAUGAUGCUAAUUUAAACAAACAGUAUUGCAUGUAAAAAUCUCUCUUUAGUCUGCAAUUCCCUACUCCUUUGUGUAGAAAAAAAAAGCUGUUCGAGAUCGGGAUAAUUUCUUUCUCUCCAAAUACAAAAUUUUAAGGCAAAAGGCCCCCCUCAUCCUUCAUAUAGGAAAAAACCAUCUUUUAGCACAUCUUGUAACAUCUGUUCACAAUCUUCAAAACGGCUCUUAAGGCUUCAGCAAUGCUAUUGCCCUCCUCUUACAACAGUGCAAUGAUUAUUGCCACAGUUGCUGAGCGUAUUUACAAAACCAGUGAAAGCAUUCAUACUCCAGGACACCAGAACAUUCGUGUGAUGAAACUGAGUUUCCUUCCAGUAAUCAGAAGUUAAGCUGGGGUUAUAUUUCACGUCAGUUGUUUGUUUGUUCCCAUCUGCUGUAUUUUCAGAUUAAGAUAAA
Messenger RNA from Gymnogyps californianus (California condor), 677 nucleotides. RefSeq names its product adipogenesis regulatory factor-like. Gene Ontology annotation, biological process: positive regulation of fat cell differentiation. Gene Ontology annotation, cellular component: nucleus. The coding region runs from base 1 to 231 and encodes 76 amino acids. NCBI's taxonomy places the organism in Eukaryota, Metazoa, Chordata, Aves, Accipitriformes, Cathartidae. The transcript has 3 exons. The record is from RefSeq and is a predicted model, not a curated record.